Molecule: messenger RNA, 1012 nt
Organism: Lagopus leucura (white-tailed ptarmigan)
Lineage: Eukaryota; Metazoa; Chordata; Aves; Galliformes; Phasianidae
Gene: ARPC5L
Product: actin related protein 2/3 complex subunit 5 like
Exons: 4
Coding region: 35-487 (150 amino acids)
Biological process (GO): regulation of actin filament polymerization; Arp2/3 complex-mediated actin nucleation; cell migration
Cellular component (GO): actin cytoskeleton; Arp2/3 protein complex; cytoplasm
Molecular function (GO): actin filament binding
Source: RefSeq, a predicted model, not a curated record
GCGGAGCGGCGGAGGCGGUUCCGGUUCCGACGGCAUGGCGCGGAGCACGCUCUCGUCCCGCUUCCGCCGCCUCGACAUCGAUCAGUACGACGAGAACCGGUUCGUGGAGGAGCCCGAGGAGGCGGCGGCGGCCGAGCCCGACGCGAGCCCCGAGGUGGAGGCGCUGCUGAGGCAAGGCGAAGCGCUGCGCGCGCUGCACGCGGCCCUGCGGAGCGCCCCCGCCCAGACGCGCAGCGCGGCCCUGAAGGAGCAGGCGCAGGGAACCAUGCUCAAAGUCCUCACGUCUUUUAAAAGCAGUGAAAUCGAACAAGCGGUGAACUCCUUAGACAGAAAUGGUAUUGACUUGUUAAUGAAGUAUAUUUAUAAAGGAUUUGAAAAGCCGACAGAAAAUAGCAGUGCAAUAUUACUCCAGUGGCAUGAAAAGGCAUUAGCAGUAGGUGGACUAGGUUCCAUAGUAAGAGUUCUUACAGCAAGAAAGACUGUUUAAAGACUAUUAAUGCAAACCAAGGCAACCAUCGGUUUUGGACCCAGAAGAAGAAGUAGCUGAAAUGACGCUGGUCCUUCUUGAUUAGAGAUUGCAAUCUACUGAAAUACUAUGGAAACCUCCUCUUGGACUGCUUUUAACAUUGAAGUGGGAAAAGAGUAAAGGUAUUCCUGUAUAUUCUGACUAUCACAUACAGGAGCCAAGACAUUCUCCUGAUUGCUUCUUUUAAGGCAGAGAGAAGGCAAACUCCUGCCUCCUACUACUGAAAGCGAGCAGGUAUUCUCAGAUGUUGCUUUAUCAAAGUGUGGUGAUCCAAGAUCCUGUCUGUACUGCUUAUUUAAGAGGGAGCGAUGGUCUUCACAGAUGCAAGGUUCUGACGGUUUAUGAAUGGGAGAAGGGUUUAUUAGCAAGAUGAUUUUGUAUAUAUGUGUGUGUAUAUAUAGAGAUACAGUCAGAGGACAGCUGGACCAUGGGGUUGGUUUCAUUGUAAAGUGCCUGCUGCAUCAAUAAAGUUCUUGGAUCAUACAA